Lycium barbarum (goji berry) is the source of this 2541-nucleotide messenger RNA. Its product is annotated as MND1-interacting protein 1-like. Bases 160 to 2301 code for a protein of 713 amino acids. The record is from RefSeq and is a predicted model, not a curated record. NCBI's taxonomy places the organism in Eukaryota, Viridiplantae, Streptophyta, Magnoliopsida, Solanales, Solanaceae. The transcript has 4 exons.
AUAUAUAUAUAUUUGCAGCUUUUCUCAACAAAACUUUUUUGGCAUUUGCAAAAUCCUUCACUUCCCAUCUCUCUCUAUAUAAAAAUCUAUAAUCUUAAAUCAUCAAAGAAGGCAAAAAUCACUAAGCUGUUCUUGAAAUUUUUAGAAAUUCUAGUAAAAAUGGGUUCUAAAGAAAAGUAUACAAGAACAAAUCGAAGACCAAGAUCCAUAAAAACUGAUAAUAAUCAUCAUGAUCAUAAUACUACUAAUAAUAAUAAUACCCAUAAUACCCUUAACUGUAAUUCUUCAGAUUUUACUGAAAUUGGUGUUAAUCCAUUGAAUCUUGAAACUGAUUUACCUCAACAUGAAUACCCCAUUAAGCCCGGGUCGGGUCCCGGGUCGAGUCCCGGGUCGGGUUCUGUGAUUGAUGAGAAUGGUUGGGGUUACUGUACUGAAGAACAACUAGAAGAAAUCUUGUUACAAAAUUUGGAGAUUUUGUAUAGUGAGGCUAUAAAUAAGUUAAUUGGUUUAGGUUAUGAUGAAGAAGUGGCUAUGAAAGCAAUUUUAAAGAAUGGUCAUUGUUAUGGUGGUAUGGAUGUGUUAACUAAUAUAUUGCAUAACUCGUUGUCGUAUUUAAAUAGCGGGAGUAGUUGUUCGUCGAGUAGUAGUUUGGAGGAUUCGGAUCAUAACUGUUUUGUUGAUUUGAGGCAGUUGGAAGAGUAUUCGUUGGCGGGUAUGGUUUGUUUGUUGCAACAAGUUAAGCCACAUUUGAGUAAAGGUGAUGCUAUGUGGUGUUUGUUAAUGAGCGAUCUUCACGUGGGUCGGGCUAGUGUUAUGGAAAUUCCCGCUCUUUCGUCUGGUAAUGGGUCGGUGAGUAGUGGUAAUAGUACUAAUGUGGAGGGUAUCGGUGCGGGGCCUGUUGGGGUUGUGCCCGCAAUGUGUAGGUUUCAUGGUGGGUGGGGUUUUGGGAAUAGUACUGCAAACGCGUUUCCGUUGAAUAGGUCGUUUGCGUUUACCUCAGAUUCUUCUAAUUCGCAGAAAGAGAUCGAGUGUCCUAAGAGAUUUAAUCUUACCCCAUCGAUGAAAACUUUGCUUAAGAGGAAUGUAGCUGCAUUUACUGCAGGAUUUAGGUCAAACCCGAAAUAUAUGCAAAACCCUAGUGAAAGUGGAACCCAGUCUGGUGGUGACUCACAAACGUCGAAAAGCCAAGACGUGGUUAACUCUGUGGUGGGUAAAUUUCAAGAUUUGAAUCUGGAUGAGAAUACACAGAAGGGUGACGGACACGUGGACCAAAAAGACGAAAUGAUUCUUGGUUUGAUCGAUCAGAUAAAAGAUCUCGAGAGACAGGUUAAGGAACGGAAAGAUUGGGCCCAUCAAAAAGCGAUGCAAGCAGCCCGGAAACUCAGCCACGACUUGACCGAACUCAAGACGUUACGGAUGGAAAAGGAAGAUACGCAAAGGCUAAAAAAGGGUAAACAGGCAAUAGAAGAUACUACCAUGAAGAGGCUAUCAGAUAUGGAAAAUGCAUUAAGAAAAGCAAGUGGACAAGUCGAUCGUGCGAAUUUGGCUGUGAAAAAACUCGAGACGGAGAACGCAGAGAUAAGGGCUGAGAUGGAGGCGUCCAAGUUAAGCGCUUCGGAAUCUGUGAAAACGUGUAUGGAGGCUGCGAAGAGGGAGAAGAAGUGCAUUAAGAAGCUUGCUGUUUGGGAGAAACAGAAGAAAAAGCUACAGGAGGAUAUCGCAGCGGAGAAAGAAAAGAUUUUGGAUUUGAAAAAGCAGAUGGUUCAGGUAGAAGCAGCUCAAAAGGACGCUGAGGCGAAUUGGAGGCAGGAACAGAAGGCAAAGGAGCAAGCCUCAGCACUAGUAGAGGAAGAACGACGUCUCAAAGAAGCAGCCGAGGCUAAUAACAAAAGAAAGCUCGAGGCGUUGCGCCUGAAGAUAGAAAUCGACUUCCAGCGGCAUAAGGAUGAUCUCCAACGGCUUGAACAGGAUCUUUCUCGGCUUAGAGCAUCUACCGAGCUGCAGAAUCAGUCUGCUAAUUUAGUAACAGGUAACAAUAACGGGGAACAGCCCCACGGAGGAGAUAUUGCAAGGAUGUUACGUGAGUUAGACAGAUUCGAGGAUUCUUCUGAGAAGGAUAAUUCCGAUAGGGAAUGUCUAAUAUGCAUGAAGGAUGAAGUUUCUGUUGUGUUCCUGCCUUGUGCUCAUCAAGUUCUGUGUGCCAACUGCAACGACAACUAUGGGAAGAAGGGAAGAGCUAAAUGUCCGUGUUGCCGGGUUCCAAUUGAACAGAGGAUCCGGGUCUUUGGCGCAACUUCAUAGACCUCAUCAUGCUUAUAAACUGUCUUUUAGACGAUAAGACAACGUUUAAUUUACUGUUUUUUUGUCUUAAACUUAUGCUUGACUGUGCAAGCAUCUUAGAUGGAGCCUGGCCAAGUGGUACAUUUUGUUGUAAUGGCACUUGUUUGUAGAGGUUUUGCAAAUGUUUUUGCAUUAUCUGUGGGUAGCAGUAUAUAUUCUCCUGGAAAAGUGGCAAUUCUUAUCUUGAAAUGUUUUGUUCUU